AAUUAUUGUACAUAAGAUUAAAAAUGGCAAGAAAUCCCUUGUAUGUUAUUUACUUAAAAGAGAAGACACAUCUUGCAGUUCCCCAUCUAAGACUCAGAGUGUCACUGUUGGCCAAUAUAGUUCUCAUGGAGGAGUGGAGAAUCCACUACGACAUGCUUUUGCCAUUUCAUUGCUCCCGAACAAACUACAGAGCUGGGAAACAGCAGAACACAGGAACAAAACCACUGCAAAGUAUAGAAAUCCAGCAGCAGCUACUGACUUCGUUCAUGAUUCUUUAUGGAACACUUCUACAGAGUGAAUGGGAUUUAAUACUCCUCAAUUUAACUAAUCACAGAAAGAAAGGAUAAAGCACAUUUCUCUGCAAGAAGGAUGGCCAGCAGACAGAAAAACAGCAGCAGAUCCCUAAGAAGGCAAGUACCUCUCCUCUUAUUAUUCUCUCUGUAUGGUCAGAUUGCCUCAGAGCACAUUCAUUAUUCGAUCCCUGAGGAAAUGGAAAAGGGCUCCAUUGUAGGAAACCUGGCCAAAAACCUGAGCCUGAAUAAUAGAGAAAUAGGAAAUGGCAAUCUGCAUAUUCUUUCCCUAGGUAAAAAGCAAUACUUUACACUCAGUGCAGAAAAUGGAAAUCUGUAUGUAAGGGAGAGGAUUGAUAGAGAGGAAUUGUGUGGCCAAACUGCAUUCUGCUCCAUCAAUUUUGAAGUGGUGGUUGGCAGUCCUAUGAAUAUUUUUCAUGUAACUGUAGAGAUCCAAGACAUUAAUGAUAAUGCACCACAUUUUGUAAAUGGGGAUAUCAAGCUGGAGACAAGUGAAUCCUCUUUACCAGGCACCACAUUUCUCCUUGGAGAAGCUGAAGAUCCUGACCUUGGGGUGAAUUCUCUCCAGGAUUACAACCUUAGCACAAAUCCAUACUUUAUUCUGGAAGUGAGAGAAAUAGAAGGCGGAAAGAAAUAUGCAGAAUUAGUAUUGAAUAAACAGUUGGAUCGGGAAAGUGAAAGCAGUUUCCAAUUAAUCCUUAUGGCGGUGGAUGGAGGGAAGCCUGCCAAAACUGGAACAGCAAAAAUAUGGGUCACCGUCAUUGAUGCAAAUGACAACCCACCAGUCUUCACUCAAAAAGUAUACACGCUCAAGCUGAAAGAAAAUGCCCCCAAAGGAUUAUCAGUGGUCCAGGUGAAAGCCACAGAUAGAGAUGACGGUUCUUAUGCUCAGAUCAACUAUAGUUUUAGUAACAUCCCAGAAAUUGCUCGUCAGAAGUUCCACUUGGGUUCACAAGAUGGAACAAUUAUAGUUAAGGAGGCUCUGGACUUUGAGGAAACAGAAGGAUAUGUGAUGGCAGUGGAAGCAAGAGAUGGAGGCGGAUUAGUGGCUCACUGUAAAGUUGAAAUAACACUCCUAGAUGAGAAUGACAAUGCCCCAGAAGUGAUUCUUGCCUCUUUAUCCAGCCCAAUCCCUGAAGACUCUGCAGUAGGAACCCUGGUAGCCCUCUUCAAUGUAAAUGAUAGAGACUCUGGAGAUAAUGGGAAGAUUGCUUGUGACAUACAACACACUUCAGCAUUCAAGAUGGUAUCAGCCUCCAAUAAUUAUUAUAAGCUUCUCACAGAUGCCCCCUUGGACAGAGAAAGAACUCCAGAGUACAAUAUCACAGUCACAGCCACAGACAAAGGCAACCCCCCUCUUUCCACUUACAAAACCAUCACACUGCAGAUCUCAGACAUCAAUGACAACUGCCCUGCCUUUGAGAAACCCUAUUAUACUGCUUAUAUCCCAGAGAACAAUCCUUCAGGCUCCUCCAUUUUCAGGGUCAAAGCCUCCGACCCGGACGUGGGCCAGAAUGCUCAAAUCACCUACUCCAUUCGCAACAGCAUCACUGAGGGGCUGCCUCUUUCAUCCUACCUCUCCAUUAAUUCUGAGACUGGCACUAUCUAUGCUCAGCGCUCCUUUGACUAUGAGCAAAUCAGGGAGUUUCAAGUGGAAGUGAGGGCAGAAGAUGGAGGCUCUCCUCGCCUCAGCAGCAAUGCCACCGUGAGGGUGUGUGUUCUGGACCAGAAUGACCAAAGCCCUCAGAUUCUUUACCCUUCUCAAGGUGUAGAGGGCUCCUCCUUGUUUGAGAUGGUGCCUCGCUCAGCAGGGGAGGGUUAUCUGGUGACGAAGGUGGUGGCUGUGGAUGCUGACUCUGGACACAAUGCUUGGCUCUCCUACUAUCUGCUCCAGGCAACAGAACCUGGGCUGUUCUCAAUUGGUUCCCAUACUGGGGAGAUCAGGACCUCACGGGCUUUUCUGGAAAGAGAUGCUGUGAAGCAGAAGCUGAUCAUCUUAGUCAAGGAUAAUGGGCAGCCACCACUAUCCGCUACUGUGAGUCUCAACCUGGUGUUUGCUGAGAACUUCCAGGAGGCACUCCCAGAAAUUAGCCACCAGCCCAGUGACUCUGAGUAUCAAUCGGAUCUACAGUUCUUCUUGGUGCUGGCCUUAGCUUUGAUCUCCUUCUUAUUCCUCCUGUCAGUGAUUCUGGCCAUUCUCAUGAAGAUUCGGCGAUCAGGGAACCCCAAAUUCCUGCAGUGUUUUGCUCCUGUUCCUCAUUCAAACAACACGGUCAUUUUCCCACCAAACUAUGAAGAAGGAACAUUGCCAUAUUCCUAUCAGUUGUGUUUAUCGUCUGAGUCCAGGAUACAGGAGUUCACCUUUCCAACACCCAAUCUUCAAACCACAGAGAAUAUUUCAUGCAACGCUAAGUCUGAUGUACCUUUGACUGCUAAUGAAGGCAAUAUCCUAAUUUCUGAGAAAACAAUCUCACUACAGAUUUCGGAUAUCAAUGAUAAUGCCCCUUCCUUUCAGAAAUCUUCAUAUGUUAUCUAUGUGCCAGAAAACAAUCCUUCGGGUGCCUCCAUUUUCACCAUCAAAGCCUCUGAUCCCGACGUGGACCAGAACUCACGGAUCACGUACUCCAUCCUCAACAGCAACAUUGAAGAGCUUCCCAUCUCCUCCUAUAUCUCCAUUAAUUCUGAGACCGGCACCAUCUAUGCCCAGAGAUCCUUUGACUAUGAACAAUUCAGAGAGUUCCAGCUGCAAGUGAAGGCCCAAGAUGGGGGUUCUCCCCCUCUCAGCAGCAAUGUGACAGUCACAGUGUUUGUUCUCGAUCGGAAUGAUAACAGCCCUCGUAUCCUGUCCCCCUCACAAGAAGCCAAGGGCUCAUCCUUAUUUGAGAUGGUGCCUCGUUCGGCCGAGGCAGAUUAUCUUGUCACCAAGGUGGUGGCCGUGGAUGCAGAUUCUGGACACAACGCCUGGCUCUCCUACCACCUGACUCAGGCCACUGAGCCGGCACUCUUCACGGUUGGUUCUCAUACUGGAGAGAUCAGGACAGCAAGAGCCUUUGUGGAGAGAGACGCUGUGAAACAGAGACUGGUCAUUAUGGUGAAGGAUAAUGGGCAGCCGUCUCUCUCAGCCACCAUUACUCUGAACCUGGUCUUUGCUGAGAACUUUCAGGAGGCCCUUCCGGAAAUGAAGAGCCAACCCAGCAGCUCAGAGUAUCAGUCUGACCUGCAGUUCUACUUGGUGCUGGCCUUAGCUGUGAUCUCCUUCUUGUUCCUCUUGACUGUGAUUCUGGCUGUUACAAUGAAGCUCCGUCAAUCAGGGCAUCCCAGGUUCCUACAGUGCUUUGGUCCUGUUCCCCAUUCCAAGAAUGGUGCCAUCUUCCCACCCAACUUUGAAGAUGGGACUUUGCCCUAUUCCUACCAGCUGUGUCUCUCUUCUGAGACCAGGAAGAAUGAGUUUGCCUUCCUGACACCAAAUAUACAGAUUGCAGACAAUAUUCUUGGCAGUGAGAAACCUGCUGUGCCUUUUACAAGCAAUGAAGGACACAAUUUACAUCCUGAGAUGCAGAAUAGUGACAAGAUUUCAGAUAUCAAUGAUAACCCCCCAGCUUUUGAAAAAUCUUCCUAUGUCACCUAUUUGUCAGAGAACAAUCCAGCUGGAACUUCCAUUUUCCGUGUAAAGGCUUCAGAUGCAGAUCUAGAGUACAAUUCGCAAAUCACUUAUUCUGUGCUCAAUAGUAAUAUGGAGAACCUGCCUCUGUCCUCUUACAUCUCCAUUAACUCAGAAAAUGGCAUGAUCUAUGCCCAGCGCUCCUUUGACUAUGAGCAAAUCAGGGAGUUUCAGUUCCAAGUGAAAGCCCAAGAUGGUGGCUCCCCACCACUCAGCAGAAACACCACAGUGAAAGUGUUCAUUGUGGAUCAGAAUGAUAACAAUCCUCAAAUCCUCUACCCUUCACAGGAAGUCAAGGGUUCAUCCUUGUUUGAGAUGGUGCCUCGCUCAGCAGAAGAAGAUUAUCUGGUGACCAAGGUGGUGGCAGUAGAUGCUGACUCUGGGCAUAAUGCCUGGCUCUCUUACCACCUGCUUCAGGCUACAGAGCCAGCAUUGUUCAGAAUUGGGUCCCACACUGGGGAGAUCAGGACUUCACGAACUUUUCUGGAAAGAGAUGCUGUGAAGCAGAAGCUCAUCAUCUUGGUCAAGGAUAAUGGGCAGCCACCACUAUCUGCUACCGUGAGUCUCAACCUGGUGUUUGCUGAGAACUUCCAAGAGGCGCUCCCAGAAGUGAGCAGUGAAAGGAGGUUCUGUGACAAUGAGCAUGGAUCCUGA
Molecule: messenger RNA, 4626 nt
Organism: Lacerta agilis (Sand lizard)
Lineage: Eukaryota; Metazoa; Chordata; Lepidosauria; Squamata; Lacertidae
Product: protocadherin gamma-B5-like
Exons: 4
Coding region: 370-4626 (1418 amino acids)
Biological process (GO): homophilic cell-cell adhesion
Cellular component (GO): plasma membrane
Molecular function (GO): calcium ion binding
Source: RefSeq, a predicted model, not a curated record